Molecule: messenger RNA, 1377 nt
Organism: Fraxinus pennsylvanica
Lineage: Eukaryota; Viridiplantae; Streptophyta; Magnoliopsida; Lamiales; Oleaceae
Source: the annotation of a GenBank genome assembly
AUGUCCAGAUCCAAGAAACGACUGCCGCCGGUAGUCAAUUCUUGGCCGGUUCUCGGUGGGCUGCUGCGAUUCUUGAAGGGGCCAGUGGUGAUGCUGAGGGAAGAAUACCCAAAGCUUGGUAGCGUGUUCACUCUGAAAUUACUGAACAAGAAUAUCACUUUCUUGAUUGGUCCAGAGGUAUCGGCGCAUUUCUUCAAGGCGCCGGAGUCGGAUCUCAGCCAGCAAGAGGUUUACCAAUUCAAUGUGCCCACCUUUGGACCUGGGGUGGUGUUUGAUGUGGAUUAUUCCAUUAGGCAGGAACAAUUCAGGUUUUUCACUGAGGCCCUGAGAGUUAAUAAGCUCAAAGGUUAUGUGGACCAGAUGGUCGUGGAAGCUGAGGAGUACUUCUCCAAAUGGGGAAACAGUGGUGAAGUGGACUUAAAGUACGAAUUGGAGCAUCUAAUCAUACUGACAGCCAGCAGAUGUCUGUUAGGUGAAGAGGUUCGCAAUAAGCUCUUUGACGAUGUGUCUGCUCUUUUCCAUGACCUUGACAAUGGAAUGCUUCCCAUCAGUGUGAUAUUUCCAUAUCUGCCCAUCCCAGCACACAGUCGUCGUGAUCAAGCUCGCAAAAGGCUUGCUCAAAUUUUUGCCAACAUCAUAGCUUCUCGUAAACAAACUGGCAAGACAGAAAAUGAUAUGCUACAGUGUUUCAUAGAAUCCAAGUACAAAGAUGGACGCCAAACAACUGAGUCAGAAGUCACUGGCCUGCUCAUUGCUGCUCUUUUUGCUGGCCAGCACACAAGUUCCAUUACUUCCACCUGGACUGGAGCAUAUCUCCUUUGCAACCCAACAUACAUGUCAGCGGUGUUAGAGGAGCAGAAGAAUUUGACACAAAAGCAUGGAAACAAGGUCGAUCAUGAUAUUUUGUCGGAGAUGGAAGUCCUUCAUCGAUGCAUAAAAGAAGCUCUGAGACUCCACCCCCCUUUGAUAAUGCUUCUGCGUAGCUCACACUCAGAUUUCAGCGUGAAAACUCAGGAAGGCAUAGAAUACGACAUUCCCAAGGGACAUAUUGUGGCCACAUCACCCGCUUUCGCAAAUCGCCUUCCACACAUUUACAAAAAUCCAGAUAAAUAUGACCCUGAUAGGUUUGCUCCUGGUAGAGACGAGGGCAAGGUGGCAGGAGCUUUCUCCUAUAUAUCCUUUGGUGGUGGAAGACACGGUUGCCUAGGAGAGCCAUUUGCAUAUCUGCAAAUAAAAGCAAUUUGGAGCCAUUUGGUAAGGAAUUUUGAGAUGGAGCUAAUUUCACCUUUUCCAGAGAUUGACUGGAAUGCCAUGGUCGUGGGUGUGAAAGGAAAAGUCAUGGUACGGUACAAGCGCCGGGAGCUUCCCCUUAACUAA